AUGCCACAAAUAACGAAUGUUACAUUACACAGUUUCAGCAGUGAAGAUCCUAAUUUCCCGGCAAAAAAUUUGAUAGAAACAAAAAUCACAAAGAAGUGGAAAUGCGAGAAGGCAGGUGAAAAGUCAGUCUUCGUGAUCCUUAAACUUGAUAAGCCUUAUAAAUUUACACAAAUAGACAUAGGAAAUGAAUUUACAGGAGUUAUUGAGAUAUUAGUAGGAAAUUCAAUGUUAGUGCCUCCAAAAUUCGAAGAAAUCAUCUUAGCCACAAGUCUAAUGACUAUUUUUGAUGCUAAGAAUGAGAGAAAUCCAAAUGGAGUAAGAAUGUUUGGACGAGAUCUGUUUAAUCCAGCUGUUGCUGAUAUACAAUGGGAUCUUGUUAAAAUAAUUUGCAGUCAGCCGUUCAAUAAUCACAGACAGUAUGGCUUGUCAUUCAUUAAUCUUCACACAAAUGAGGAAGUAACACCAAAUGAUGAUGAUGAUUCACCAAUAAAGUCAAAGAUUCCAAAGAUCCAGUUGCCGUCACAAGAAAAGACACCAAAAGUAGCUCCAAAAGCUACAACAAAAAUUGGCAAGUUUAGAUUCCGAGACUCAAAUUCCGACGAUGAAGAAGAAACGUCACCUUUUGCACAGUGGAAAAAUAAGAAAGAUAAUCCACACUCAACAAACUCAAGAGUAACGCCAAAAUCCGACACAAAAUUCUCGAUUAAAGAGCAAUUAAAGGCAAAACUUGAGUCAGAAAGUAAACGUAGAAAGGUUGACGACGAUGAUGUUAAAACAGCCAAAGUAAAACAAGACCGUAAUCGAUCGAAAGGUUUAUUUUAUGAUAGCAGUGACGAUGAACCGAACGAGAAACUUCAAAAGAAAAUCGAAAAAGAUAAAGAACUGAAAAGUUCCACUCAAAAACAUCCAGUGAGGCCUACCCCAACAAAAUCAUCACCAUCUACAUCCAAAUUUUCUUCAUUCCUUAAUGAUGAUGAUGAAAGAAAAAGAUCUUCGGUAUCAAGUCCUCAAAGAAAUAAAUUAAAAGAUGAAGACAGUUCAACGCAAAAGAAAACCAAUAAGGAAAUUAAAUAUAGACCUUUUAAUAAGCUCAUGGAAGGCGUUACUUUUGUAAUUAGUGGUUAUCAAAAUCCAGAACGUGGCAUAAUUCGUCAAAAGGCGUUAGAUAUGGGUGCGAAAUACAAAGCUGAUUGGGAUGAUACCUGUACUCAUUUAAUUUGUGCCUACAGCAACACUCCAAAAUACAAUCAAGUGAGAGGAAAAGGCAAAAUAAUUCCGAAGAAAUGGAUUGAAAAUUGCUUCAUUGAGCAGAAAAUGAUUCCAUGGAGACGAUUUGCAUUGGAUAGUACCGAAAAGAACAAGUCAGAAAGUGAAGAUGAAAUUCUUUGUGACUGGCACAAACCAAAGUCAUCAACAGAGUCAAAAGUGGAGAAAAUGGAGCAAUCGGAUGAUUCUGAUGGCGAUAUGUUGAUUGUAGACUGUCGUGGACAGAAGAAUGACGCUAAAAUUAUAAUUGAUUCCGAUUCUGAAAGUGACAUGGCAAUUGUUGACAAAACAAACAAAAAUAAUAAUAUUAAGGAUGAUAAAAUGGACAGCAAACAAGACAAUGAUGAUGACAAUAAAAAUCGAUUUGAGGAUGAGCAGCAACAACAACAAAAGCCAGAAAGCAUCGAUGAGAGGAACAACAAUAAGAAAGAAAUGGAAACCGAUGUCUAUUCAGAGGACGAUAGUGUCAGUUCCAUUGAUAUUACAACUGUUGAAUGUCAAGCAUUUAAAGAUAAAAUAUUCUAUUUAAAUCAGGAUCUGUCAGCUACAGACACAAUCAAAUUGAGAGAUAAUAUUAAGCACAUGCUGGGUAUUGUGACGAAAAAUCCACAGAAGGCACACUACAUCAUAUCGAAGCAAGGCAAGAAGUUACCAACUAAUUUUAAAGCUGAAGUUGUUAAGGAAAUUUGGAUACGCGAAUGUUUUGAUCUACAAGCUUUCAUUCCUACAACACGAUACAAAAUCUAA
Chironomus riparius is the source of this 2013-nucleotide messenger RNA. The record is from the annotation of a GenBank genome assembly. Lineage: Eukaryota; Metazoa; Arthropoda; Insecta; Diptera; Chironomidae.